GGGUCACACUGUGUCACGGUGUAUUGGACCACAUGAUCAGUCAGAAGCUUUUUCGUCUAAGAUUGUGCUCCUCUGUGUCUUUCUGAGUGCUGUAACUUUCGUUAAAUGGAAGAACCAGAAAUCGUCGGUGCCGGUGACAAUUCAUCGAUAGCAAUGCAGCUGAUUAAGCAGGGAGCUGAGGCGCGAGUGUAUUCUUAUACGUUCAUGGGCAAAUCCACUAUUGUCAAAGAACGAUUCAAGAAACGAUAUCGGCAUCCGGUAUUAGAUAACAAACUCACUCACAGACGCACAUCUCAAGAAGUUAGAUCCAUACUCAAGUGUAGGAAAGCUGGAAUGUGCACUCCAACAGUUUACUUUGUCGACUACGAAACACAUAGAAUAUACAUGGAAAACAUUGAAAAUGCCACCACAGUACGUAACUACAUUGCUUCAGAACAGCAGAAAGGAACAGACCUCACCUCUUUGAUGGCACUUGCUGAAAAAAUCGGGACUGAUCUGGCAAAGAUGCAUGACAUAGAUGUCAUCCAUGGCGAUUUGACAACCUCAAAUAUGUUGUUACGGCAACCCCCUGGGGCAUCUCCAGUUAUCAUGAUUGAUUUUGGACUGAGUUAUGUUUCUUCUCUGCAUGAAGACAAAGGUGUCGAUUUGUAUGUACUUGAAAGAGCUUUUCUUUCCACACAUCCAAACACAGAGAAGAUUUUUGAUUGUGUGUUAUCAUCAUAUCGUAAAUCUUCCACAAAAUCCACAGAUGUGCUGAAAAAACUGGACGAAGUCAGAAUGAGAGGGCGUAAAAGAUCUAUGGUUGGCUAG
Molecule: messenger RNA, 810 nt
Organism: Saccoglossus kowalevskii
Lineage: Eukaryota; Metazoa; Hemichordata; Enteropneusta; Harrimaniidae
Product: EKC/KEOPS complex subunit Tp53rkb-like
Biological process (GO): protein phosphorylation
Cellular component (GO): nucleus; EKC/KEOPS complex; cytosol
Molecular function (GO): protein serine/threonine kinase activity; ATP binding
Source: RefSeq, a predicted model, not a curated record